Molecule: messenger RNA, 2297 nt
Organism: Parasteatoda tepidariorum (common house spider)
Lineage: Eukaryota; Metazoa; Arthropoda; Arachnida; Araneae; Theridiidae
Gene: Bili
Product: FERM domain-containing protein 8 Bili
Biological process (GO): negative regulation of canonical Wnt signaling pathway
Cellular component (GO): cytoskeleton; plasma membrane
Source: RefSeq, a predicted model, not a curated record
CUUGUAAAAAUAUAUCUUUGGCAACAACUAUCGUUUGUUUGGAUAAUCUAGUUUUUGUUUGGGAAUUUUGUAAAUACAUCGGCAAUUUUUGCCUGAUUGGUAUAUAUUAAAAAAUACUAUUAUAAAAGGGUGACUGUGACUUAAUGAACUUCGUUUUUCCAUGCUUUUAUUUUUUUAUAAGUGUUUAUUUUCUAAAUUAUUUAAGUAUUUAAUUUUUAUAGUAUUGUAUUUUCUUUGUAAAACUUAACUUAAUCUUAAACCAACCGUGUAAAAUUAUUUAUUAUCUGAAUACAUGUCAUCAAGUAACGAAAAACGAAACAAAAUGUAUAUAAUUCUAACGUUUUCAUUGCAUAAAAUAUUUAAUAAGAUCUAGAAAAUUUAUUAGCUACUCACUACAGACACUAUCUCGAAUAAGUUAUACGAUCAUAGAUUUUUUUUUUUUAAUAUGAUGAUAAAUGCUCAUGUUUGGUUCUUCCCGCUACCUUUAAAUAAUAAAACUAAAAUAUGAUCUUUACCUUAAAAGAUAAAACUACAAUAAAUCCUCGCAGGCAAUCAACAUUUUAAUGUUUUUCAAAUGGAAAAUGACUUAAGAUACUUUGAUGCUGGAACUCGUACUCGUAAUCGUCCAGUCAUGAGAUGUGAAACUGGGUAUGAUUAUUCACCACAUUCAUUCCAUUAUUCUCCUCACUCAUCAUCUACAGCUCCUUUGCAAAUUAGUGAUGAUAGAGUGCAAGAAUGGGAACUACCUCGUUCAUAUCAAGUUGGUUACAGAACUAUACAUCCAGAAUAUAUUCCACGUCAUCCUCUACCUUCACAGCCAUCGCAGACAUGCUAUCUGCCAAAUACUUCUACUGAAUGGCAUCGAGAAACUGCACAAAGAUCUCAAAAACAAACAAAAAAAGAAGACAUAUGCGUUUUAUUAAUGAAUAAAGUUGUGCUGUGUGUUGAAUGUGAAAAUCCAUCUCAAGCAACUGUACAAGAACUUAUGGAAUUGAUAUUACAAGAUGAUCAAGAUCUUUCUCUACCUACAAGUGCUAGAGAUGUAUUCUCCCUUUGGCUUGUUUCUCCUAUGCUUGAAUUACAGCUAACAAGUUUCCAAAGACCGUAUCACACACGACAACAAUGGAUGACCCUGCUUUUGAAGUAUACAUCUGCUACCACUAAACACCUUGAUAAAGAUGAACCAGAACUGUACUUGAAGAGAAAUGUGUUCUAUGAUAAGCAGGAUGAGAUGCGAAUCUGUGAUAUGAAAAUAUUGGAACUUCUUUAUGAAGAAGCUAAAUAUAAUGUACUUAAAGGACGUUACCCCUGUGAAAUUCAAGAUUGUGAUGUUUUGGCUGGUAUUCAAGCUCGCUUAGAACUUGGUCCUUUUAAUCCUCAAAUUCACACUGCGGAAUUUUUCAGAAGUAAGAUAAAUGAGUAUCUUCCUGAUUAUGCUUGCAAGAACCGUUGGGCUUUUCUUAAUGUCAGCGCUAAGCCCGGUCCAGAACACAGACUUUUGGAUAGAUAUAAAAGCAUAUCUGUUAACACUACCAGAUAUAAAUUAUUGCGAAAAUACAUGGAAUUUUGUUGGGCUUUACCUUAUUAUGGUUCAGCUUUCUUCCAUGGCCAAGUUGAAAAACCCACGAAAGGUUUAGCUCUUUUGCUUGAUCAUUUUGAUAAGAAGGUGUUGAUAGGUAUCAACCGAGAAGGUGUUCAUUUAAUAGAUGCUGCAGACCAUUGUCUACUCCUAAGUAUGAAAUUUCGAAAUUUGUCCUGGGAUUAUGCCUCUCUGAAACCUGAAAAUCCUGAUUGUUUACCUUGUCUUUUCAUUCAAUUUAAAAUUCCCAAUCAACGUGCAAGAGAUUCAAAACUCAUACAGAUAUUUUCACACCAGGCUAAUAUGAUGGAUAAAUUGAUUUCCAAGUUUGUUGAAGAGCUAAAACAGAGACCAUCUUGGUGUGAGGAUCAAGUUGAUAAUUUCAUUUCUAUCCCACAUGAAGAAGAUGAUGUUCUACCUAUUACUUCAAAGAGAUUUUCAUCUGAAGCUUAUCUUGAAGAGAGGUUAAAAAGAUUGUCACUGACCACUUUUAAUGAAUCAGGUAAACCUGUACAAGUGUCAAGAACAUGGUCACUCAAAAGAUGAACUUAUAUUUAAUGCUCAUUUUUCUACAUUCAACUCAUUUUCUUGAAAAAUCUUCAAUAUUUCUACUUGCACUUGAUCUAAAGAAUGGUUGUAAGUUUUAUGAAGUUUUUUAUGUUCUGUAUUAUAUUUCAGUGCUUGUUAAUAAACUGGUCAUGUUUUGUGUCAUCUUCAA